CAGCACCCGGCUGGAUCCCGCCAUUUCCUCAGGUCCCACUAAAUCCUUUCUCAGCCCCUCAGCGCCUGGCUGGAUCCCGCCAUUUCCUCAGGUCCGUCUGGAUCCUGCCAUUCCCUCAGCACCUGACUGGAUCCCACCAUUCCUUCAGGUCCCGCUAAAUCCCUCCUCAUCCCCUCAGUGCCCAGCUGGAUCCCGCCAUCUCCUCAGGUCCUGCUCAAUCCCGCCAUUCCCUCUGCGCCUGGCUGGAUCCCACCAUCUCCUCAGGUCCCACUAAAUCUCUCCUCAGCCCCUCAGCGCCCGGCUGGAUCCCGCCAUCCCCUCAGGCUCCCAUUAAAUCCCCUCUUCCCACUUAGUGCCCCAGGACCCUUUUCCCGUUGGGAGGGGAGGUGGCAGCAGGGUUGCCCCAUGAGCCCCGGCCCAGGCGCCAUGUUCUACAUGCAUUUGCUCGUCAGCAAGCGCGGGCCGCUGGCCAAAAUCUGGCUCGCUGCCCACUGGGAGAGGAAGCUGACCAAGGCUCAGAUAUUUGAGUGCAAUUUAGAGGCUACUGUUGAAAAGCUCAUCUCGCCAAAGUUUACUGUAGCUCUGCGAACCUCUGGACACUUGCUCCUAGGAGUGGUGCGGAUUUACCACAGGAAAGCAAAGUACCUCCUGGCAGACUGCAGUGAAGCUUUGACAAAAAUGAGGACAGCCUUUCGCCCAGGACUUGUUGACCUUCCAAAGGAGAAUGUUGAGGCUGCUUAUCAGUCCAUUACAUUACCUGAAGAAUUUCAUGAUUUUGAAACACCACUGCCUGAUUUAAAUGCCAUUGAUGUUGCUGAACAUUUUGCCCUGAAUCAGAGCAGAGCUGAAGACAUCACACUUACAGAGGAUUACGAAAGCAAUAUGCUUCUCUGUGAUAGAAACUUUGAUGAAGAGCCAGAGGCACUAAGAAAACAGAGCUUCUUUGACAGCAGCAUCUUAAUGAGCAGCAACAGUCUCGUGGCUGAUCACAACUCGGCGAGCGUGAAGGGAGGCGGGUCUGCGCCGCGCGAGGAUGCCUACAGCUUCGAGCACGACUGCUUUGGAGAUGAGGAGGAUGCUGCGGAUAUGAUUGAAAUCCUGUUGAGGGAUGAGCAAAAUGGCCUAGAUAAAGACAUUCCUGCUAUGGAGGAAGAACGUCCUUUGUCACAAGAUCUGUCAGAGAUCGGCGCACCCAUUGAGGCCGACUGUGCAGACACCACCAUUAAGAAAAUCAGUCACCUAAUGAAUGAAACGAUACUUUUGCUGAAGGAAGAUGAAGGAUUUGUGCUUGAGCCAGUUGAUGAUACAGCUGUCACCCAGAAGAAAAAAAAUAAAAGAAAGAGGAAGUUGCUUGUUGAUGUAAACAAGGAGCUCAGCUGCAACGCUAUAUACAACCAGCUUAACAACUGCACGGACAUCCUUGCUACGUUAGACCUGGCACCCCCGACAAAAAAAACCAUGAUGUGGAAGAAAUUGGGAGGCGUGGAUAAGCUCCUGUCCCACGCUACACAGCCUGUGGUUCACACCGAGCUGCAAAGGUUGUUUGCACAAUGCUUCAAGAGUCACGGGUUUAAGGUGAGAAGAAACGGAAUACAGAGGGAGCCUGAGAUGGAAGAAACAAGAAAAGAGCAAGAUACCACAGAGAUGCUGAGAGUAGAAGAGCCAAGUUACCCGCAGGAGUCAGCUCAUUCAGAGACUGAGAGAAAGAUUAGAAAUGAUUCGUUUAUGUUGACAUCACAGAAUAACAGAAAUGAAACUGAUGAUAACUGUGGUGAAACUAUACAGGAUGGGGCAGCUUUCUCUGAGAGCUCCUCGCUGGCCAACACUCCCCUGGGCUCCGAAGCUGGAACACAACACGUGGAGUUCCCAAAGGAGCUAACGAGGAGCGGGGAAGACAGUGAAGAAAUAAAGUGGAACAAAAGAACUCUUUGGUUAUUCAAAACUUUACAGCACCUGAAGAGAUCAGGCGUCCCUGCCUUCAGUUUUCGGGAGCUUUGUCGAAAAAACAACCGGAAAGAAGCUGCGGCCACGUUCUACGUCUUUCUGGUGCUGAAGAAGCAGUCGGUCGUGGAGCUCAGGCAGAGCGCUCCCUUUGCUGACAUUACAGCCACCCUCUGCCCCGCUCCGGAGGUCGUGUAGCGUGUGGAGGAGCUGAUAGAAAUUAACGGUAUUCUACAUUUUUCAGAAAAACGACUGUCUUGUCAAGGCGUGGUAGCCGAGCAGAGCUCCCCCUCCUUUAUACCACGGCCCAGAACUGCCAAGGACCGGGCUUGUGCGGGCGUGCUGCCUCCAUACUCGUUACCACGGUGCUCGUUAGGAUGUUUGUUAUUAAUAUGUGUGUUUAUGUGAUGGGCAGUUACCUAUUCUGUUAAUAAAACAUGGCUAAAAUUCUACG
Molecule: messenger RNA, 2395 nt
Organism: Athene cunicularia (burrowing owl)
Lineage: Eukaryota; Metazoa; Chordata; Aves; Strigiformes; Strigidae
Gene: RAD21L1
Product: RAD21 cohesin complex component like 1
Exons: 13
Coding region: 406-2139 (577 amino acids)
Biological process (GO): mitotic sister chromatid cohesion; synaptonemal complex assembly; replication-born double-strand break repair via sister chromatid exchange
Cellular component (GO): synaptonemal complex; cohesin complex
Molecular function (GO): chromatin binding; protein binding
Source: RefSeq, a predicted model, not a curated record